AUGAUGUAUGGCUUCUUUUAUGUGCCCAGGCUAUUUACUGGCUUUGGAAGGAUUUUAAAUACACAAAGAGCCUUUUUUUCUGGUCUAUCAAAUAAAAGUUGUGGAAUCAAGAAUCCUUACUAUCGCAAGAAGGGACUUUGGGAAUGGCGCAAAAAGCUGAUCCACCGCCUUAACAGAAACAGAUACAGACGUAAAUUCAUCACACCGAAAAGGGUCGACAAGGAAGAAUUGCCAAUUAAAUCAAAAGAAUUUGCCAGAGUAUGGGACUUUAAAGUGGAAGAACUGCCAAUAAGUCUGAAAAGAUUGAAGCUGUACUCUAAGCUGUUGACGAAUUUACACCUCCAGGACGCAAUAGAUUGGCUCACAGCCUUCCCAAACAUUAAAACAAACAGAAUAUUAAACUCAAUGAGUGAAUCGCAAAAGAAGAUAUACGAAGAGCACGGCGGAGAUCCGAGUAGGCUGUACAUAGACAACAUAAUAAUAAACUACUCGCGUCCGAUUAAGCAGUUAAAACACCAUGCAUUGGGGAAUUUUGGGAUAAUGUGCACGUGGAGAAAUACGCUCAAGUACAAAAUACGAGAAAUGCCAAUGAACGAGUUCUACCAGAAAAUAUUCAUACUGGGAAAGGUGCCCAAGAGCAUGAGCUCGGAGAUGAGGAACGCAAUAUACGACAAGAGGGUCGAUUCACAAAACAUCGCAGCCUGGUUCCCGUACCUGACUGCACACUCACGGUUUAUAUUUCGCAAAGUACUAUAUAUUACUGUUGACCUAGAUAUCCAGAUAAAGCCUUAA
Messenger RNA from Theileria orientalis strain Shintoku, 792 nucleotides. RefSeq lists its product as uncharacterized. Gene Ontology annotation, biological process: translation. Lineage: Eukaryota; Apicomplexa; Aconoidasida; Piroplasmida; Theileriidae. Gene Ontology annotation, cellular component: ribosome. The transcript has 8 exons. The record is from RefSeq and is a predicted model, not a curated record. The coding region runs from base 1 to 792 and encodes 263 amino acids. Gene Ontology annotation, molecular function: structural constituent of ribosome.